This is a messenger RNA of Paramecium pentaurelia, 706 nucleotides long. NCBI's taxonomy places the organism in Eukaryota, Ciliophora, Oligohymenophorea, Peniculida, Parameciidae. The record is from the annotation of a GenBank genome assembly.
AUGACAUCUUUUGUUUAAUCAACAUUUGCAAUAUCUGCAAAGCCGAAUUUUGAAUUUUUAUAGAAUUAGGUUGAAUCUGAUUCAGAUAAUGAAGAAUAAAAAUAGAAAUUAUAAUAAAUGCAUGAACAUUAGAAGGAACACAAAAAAUUUAAGAAAUUAAUUGAUAUUGAAUUGGUGAAGGAAGAAUUGAAAAACAGGCCUAAUGUUGAAAUGAAAAUAAGUUCAAUUUAAAAGAAAAAAAUUUCUAAGAUAAAAAGUGUCCGUUCUCUAAAUGAUCUUAUUAUUCCCACAUCUCCAAUUUUGAUAGAUCAAUUAGGAAACUUGAAGAAAAUAAAAGAGAUACGUUCAGAAGUACCUCCAGAAUUGAUGGGAAGAAUUUACUCAGAACUUAGGUAAUUUUUAACAAACGAUUAUGAGAUAUGAAUUUGUACCAGCCUUAAAUCCAGUGUAUCGAUAGGGAGAUUAGAAUAAAAGAUUUUACAUUAUACUAGAAGGUAAGGUAGUAGUGAUGAAACCGAAAUUAAAGAUGGUGGGGUCCAGUAAAAUAGAAUUUGAUGAUAAUUUGUAAUAAAAAACACAAGGGAAAAAUGAUGAUGAUCCAUUUGGAUUGAAAAUUCUCUUUCCAGAUUACAUCAUAUUAAAAAUCUUAUUUCAAGGAGAGUAAGUAUAUAUUUAUUGAUUUUUUAGUUGUUUUGGUGAAGCAGCU